AUGACUAAUUGGACGAACAUGUCCGUCUGUCCGGUUAGUUUGUGCGAUGGAGAAAUUGUGGAUAACGCAACAGAAGCGGACGUCGACUACCCGGUGCACCUCUUCCCCGUGCCGAUAUUGACUGGGAUAACGGUGACUUGUUGCCUUCUCUUUCUGAUUGGAAUUACAGGAAAUUUAAUGACUAUUCUGGUGGUCAGUAAAUAUAAAGACAUGCGAACAACUACCAACCUUUAUUUGUGCAGCAUGGCCUUUUCCGAUCUCCUAAUAUUUUCGUGCAUGCCCUUGGAUCUCUACCGCGUCUGGCGUUAUCGACCGUGGAAUUUCGGAGACCACCUGUGUAAACUUUUUCAGUUCGUGAGUGAAAGCUGCACGUACUCCACCAUCCUCAGCAUCACAGCCUUAAGCGUGGAGAGAUACUUUGCAAUUUGUUUCCCCCUCAGGGCAAAAGUUGUAGUGACCAGACGUCGAGUGAAGGCAGUCAUUCUGUUACAGUGGCUCGUCGCGCUCUGCAGCGCGGGACCCAUUUUCUUUUUGGUAGGGGUUGAACACGAGAAUGGUACCAAGCCGUGGGAGACCAACGAAUGUAAAGCGACUGAACAUGCGAUCCAGUCCGGCCUACUUACUAUGAUGGUUUGGGUCUCCAGCGUCUUUUUCUUUCUGCCUGUUCUGUGUUUGACGAUCCUCUACAGCCUUAUAGGCAGAAGACUGUGGAAAAGAAAGAAAAACCCAAUCGGACCCAUUUCUAGUCGGGACAAGAAUAAUAAACAAACAGUUAAAAUGUUAGCGGUAGUGGUGCUGGCGUUUGUGCUCUGCUGGUUACCGUUUCACGUGGGGCGCUAUCUGUUUUCCAAGUCAUCCGAAGCGGACUCUCCUCUCAUCUCCCAAAUCAGCGAAUAUUGCAACCUGGUCUCAUUUGUUCUGUUUUAUUUAAGUGCCGCAAUAAAUCCCAUUCUUUAUAACAUAAUGUCAAAAAAGUACAGGGCCGCGGUUUGCAAAUUGUUUGGAGUAAGGCGUACUCCUGACCGUUCAAUGAAUACUGUCGUCAAUACGAAAAGCUUUCCGGCGUGGAACGAAUCCGGCGGCUGCACAUGA
Molecule: messenger RNA, 1092 nt
Organism: Electrophorus electricus (electric eel)
Lineage: Eukaryota; Metazoa; Chordata; Actinopteri; Gymnotiformes; Gymnotidae
Gene: ghsrb
Product: growth hormone secretagogue receptor b
Biological process (GO): hormone-mediated signaling pathway; G protein-coupled receptor signaling pathway
Cellular component (GO): plasma membrane
Molecular function (GO): growth hormone secretagogue receptor activity
Source: RefSeq, a predicted model, not a curated record